Messenger RNA from Cryptotermes secundus, 534 nucleotides. RefSeq names its product signal peptidase complex subunit 1 (gene Spase12). Gene Ontology annotation, cellular component: signal peptidase complex; endoplasmic reticulum membrane. Lineage: Eukaryota; Metazoa; Arthropoda; Insecta; Blattodea; Kalotermitidae. Gene Ontology annotation, biological process: protein targeting to ER. The transcript has 4 exons. The record is from RefSeq and is a predicted model, not a curated record. The coding region runs from base 145 to 435 and encodes 96 amino acids.
GUAUGUCAUCCGUGGUGGGAGUUGUACUUAGCAAUCGUGACCAUCGUGACGUGUUCGGAAUGUAAAGCCAUUAGUUCAAACGCAGUACGAUAUACAAGUUUGUGGGCUCUAGUUAUAUAUUGAAUAGCAGGUAGCAUAAACGAAAUGUAUUUUUUCGACUCUAUUCCUACUCAUAUGGAUUAUGAUGGCCAGAGGAGGGCAGAAAAAUUGUCUCGGAUUAUCAUAACACUGUUUGGCGUUGUUGGACUUGUGUGGGGCUACAUCAUACAGCAGUUCUCACAAACAGUGUACAUUCUUGGAGCUGGAUUUGUUCUUGCAGCAAUUGUAACAGUCCCACCAUGGCCCAUGUACAGGAGGAAACCUCUUCAGUGGCAGAAACCGCGGCCAGAAAACGAGCCAUCUGAGCAACCAUCAAAAUCAAAGAAGAAGAAAUAGCUGUUCAUGGUGUCAUAUGUUCAUGUUAUGUUAACAUUCCUGUGUAUUUGAGGGUUCAGUUCAGUAUUGCAAUAAACUGUACAGGUUUGAUUUCAGUUU